Messenger RNA from Sitodiplosis mosellana (orange wheat blossom midge), 766 nucleotides. RefSeq names its product probable RNA 2'-phosphotransferase. Gene Ontology annotation, biological process: tRNA processing. Gene Ontology annotation, molecular function: tRNA 2'-phosphotransferase activity. The transcript is spliced from 2 exons. The record is from RefSeq and is a predicted model, not a curated record. NCBI's taxonomy places the organism in Eukaryota, Metazoa, Arthropoda, Insecta, Diptera, Cecidomyiidae. Bases 121 to 609 code for a protein of 162 amino acids.
AUUGGAAAAUUUCUAAGUUUUAUUCUGAGACAUCGGCCUGAAACCAUCAAUUUAGAAUUAGACGAAAAUGGUUGGGCAAAUGUUGCAGAAUUAAGAUCAAAAUCGGCCAAUCGGCGGUCAAUGCAUUUCACGUUAGAAGAGCUCGACGAGGUGGUGGAAACGAAUGAUAAAAAACGGUUUAUUUUCAACGAAGAUAGAACAAAAAUCAGAGCAAACCAAGGUCAUUCGAUUGAUAUUGAUUUAGCACUAAAACCACAACAGCCACCAGAAUUUCUCUAUCACGGAACGGCUCAGAAUAAUGUCACAUCCAUUUUGAAAAACGGAAUCGACAAAAGACGCCGACAAUACGUUCAUUUGAGUAUUGAUGAAGGAACUGCAACCAAAGUCGGAAUGCGCCACGGUAAACCCACCAUUCUAACUGUCAGAACGGGGAAAAUGUUUGAAGACGGAGUUGUGUUUUAUCGUUCAGAAAACGGAGUCUGGCUGACGAAUUUUGUGGAUGCAAAAUAUAUUUCAGAGUACAAUAAUGAAAAGAACUUUAGUAGAUCACAAGGAAAUCGUUCAACUUCUCGUCAUGAAACGAGUCAGUAUUCACGCAAAGAACGAUGAUGGAUAUACAUCUUUUGAUACAGCUCUCAUCAUUGUUAACUUAUGAGUUGCCUUAUAGACUUAACUUUCAACGUUUUUGAAUAGACCGCCAACGAUCCUGUGAACAAUGACACCAUCGAUGAAUCAAUGGCACCGGUGACAGAAACGGGUGCACAGG